Messenger RNA from Manis javanica (Malayan pangolin), 3641 nucleotides. It is a transcript of the gene VPS36, whose product is annotated as vacuolar protein sorting 36 homolog. Lineage: Eukaryota; Metazoa; Chordata; Mammalia; Pholidota; Manidae. Gene Ontology annotation, cellular component: late endosome membrane; ESCRT II complex. Gene Ontology annotation, biological process: protein transport to vacuole involved in ubiquitin-dependent protein catabolic process via the multivesicular body sorting pathway. Gene Ontology annotation, molecular function: phosphatidylinositol-3-phosphate binding; ubiquitin binding. The record is from RefSeq and is a predicted model, not a curated record.
GAAAAUAACUCCCAAAGAGAGACUUGACUCUAAUCCGCAGAGGUACUUAUCAGGAGGGACAGGAGUCAAAUCUCUGUGACUCAAACCCCAAAGCCUGUGCUUGUUCAGGGCGCUGCAGAGCUUCACGAAUCAGUGGUCACCACUGCCAGACCCUUCCGUGAUGUCCAGCACCCCGAAUCCUCCCGGAGAUAAAAUUUGAUGCCGGAACCCUCCUUCUUAGUACACACCGACUCAUUUGGAGAGAUCAGAAAAAUCAUGAGUGCUGCAUGGCCAUCCCUCUCUCCCAGAUCGUGUUCAUCGAGGAACAGGCAGCUGGAAUCGGGAAGAGUGCCAAAAUAGUGGUUCAUCUUCGCCCAGCUCCUCCUGACAGAGAGCCUGGUCCAUUCCAGAGCAGUAAGAGCUCUUACAUCCGACUCUCCUUCAGAGAACAUGGCCAGAUCGAGUUUUACAGGCGUUUAUCAGAGGAAAUGACACAGAGGAGAUGGGAGAAUAUGCCAGUGUCCCAGUCAUUACAAACAAAUCGAGGACCCCAGGCAGGAAGAAUAAGGGCUGUAGGGAUUGUGGGUAUUGAAAGGAAAUUGGAAGAAAAAAGGAAAGAGACUGACAGAAACAUUUCUGAGGCUUUUGAAGACCUCAGCAAGCUAAUGGUCAAGGCUAAAGAAAUGGUGGAGUUAUCAAAAUCAAUUGCUACUAAGAUUAAAGACAAGCAAGGAGACAUCACAGAAGACGAGACCAUCAGGUUUAAAUCCUAUUUGCUGAGUAUGGGAAUAGCCAACCCAGUUACCAGGGAAACCUGCGGCUCAGGCACUCAGUACCACAUGCAGCUGGCCAGACAGCUGGCUGGAAUAUUGCAGGCGCCUUUAGAGGAACGAGGGGGAAUAAUGUCACUCACAGAGGUGUACUGCUUAGUAAACCGAGCGCGAGGAAUGGAACUGCUCUCACCAGAAGACUUAGUGAAUGCAUGCAAGAUGCUGGAAGCACUGAAGUUGCCUCUCAGGCUCCGGGUUUUUGACAGUGGUGUCAUGGUGAUUGAGCUUCAGUCCCACAGGGAAGAGGAAAUGGUGGCCUCGGCCUUGGAGACGGUUUCAGAAAAGGGAUCCCUCACCUCGGAAGAGUUUGCCAAGCUCGUGGGCAUGUCUGUCCUCCUGGCCAAAGAGAGGUUGCUGCUUGCAGAGAAGAUGGGCCAUCUUUGCCGGGACGAUUCAGUGGAAGGCUUGCGGUUUUACCCAAACUUAUUUAUGACACAGAGCUGAGGGUUUUGCAUUUGAAAUACUUCUCAUCCAUAUACUUGCAUCAUGUAGAAGUUGUAUGACACUGAGCUGAAAGUAAACUCGGAUAAAUGGAAUUUACUGGAACCUCACAAUAUAAUAUAAAACCCUUUUAAAUUCUCCCUAAAUAAUAUCCAGGAAAUUUAUUUUGGGUAAAUACAGGAAAUACAAAAAAUGAAUGCCAGUAUGAGUCUGAAGUCAUGCCACAGUCACGGAGUCCGCUCAGAGAUGGACUUGAAAUACGGCAGAUUUCAGCUUGAUCCUCAGAGCCCACCGUUAUUUAAAGAAGCGAAUUUAGUUAACAUGGGGGAAGACAGAGAGGAUGUUUGGACAGGUUAGAUCAUUAGUUUAUUGUGACUAAAAUUCACUGAAUUCCAAAUGAAGUUUUUCCCUGCGUCUAAUGUGCCCAUUUGGGGAGGUUUUUGUGGAGCAAGUCAAACCCUACGCCAUGGAGUUUAAGAGCCUGACAGCGUUGGCACAAAAUAUCUAACUGCCCAAGCCAUGUGAGGCUCUCCCCAGGGCUCCCCUUUAGAAGCGGUCAUAAGCAUGUCUUCAGACCAAACCACGUUAAAAAAGGAAAGGACUUAUGUAUACAAUCUAUUUUUUUGAAGUGAUGGUUUCAUGGCUGGUAUUUAAAGAAUGCAACUAUGUCAUUUUGUUUAAAAAAAUACUAUGGAUUUUGACACCGAAUUAGAGAGGUGUAUAGACAUGCCCAGAGACAGGAAUACAAAUGUGGGAAGCAAACAGCUCUGGAAUCCCUUCGGGUUGUGGUGUGGGUGGAGGGGCUGGGAGAACCUUUAUCUAGUUUAGCAGGAGCCUUGGUUCUCUCUGACCCCGAGAGCCAAGGACAGAACAUAGAGAGUGGCAAAGCAAUGCAUCUUUUCCCUCCCAAGGAGUUUGAACACUGAACUUUAAAAAGUCUUUUUGUCAUAUACCAGCAAUAUUUUUUUUGUUAGCCCACAUACUGUAAGUUGUGUGGAGAAGCUGUCUCACUAAGAAGUAUUACUGAGAUAACCAAAAUGGCUAAUGCUGAGUCUAGAUCGCCUGGUAAGUGACGAACUGCACGUCAGUGGUACCCAGCGUGGUGUGUCGGCAUUACCUCAGACUUGGGGCCCGGGGCUGGACGUGGAAGGUCAGGCCUCCGGAGGGACGGUAUCUGCAUGGAGGGAACCACUGAGACCAGCAAGUGGGGUGCUCAGUCCAUCUGGAGGCCUGACGCCUCUCGCUGAGCGAGGUGCGGGGCCGUCGCUAUAGGCCACCACAGAUGCCCCUGCAGAUCCCCAGCUGCAGAGCCCGGGGUCCUCCAGGGGCAGCCAGAGUCAGUCCCUGACGCCUGCCCGCUGCUUCACCUCCCGCGGGGUCCCGGGAGGGUCGUGGCGAGGCAUCCUGCCUUCGUCCUUGUUUCCCCACCUGUCGCUGACUCACCUUGUGUGACAGGCCCCCCGAUUUCCCCAUUCUCCGCCUCAGGUUUCUUUUGGGGGAGAUGCAGUGCCUGGCCGCCGGGUCUUUCGGGCCAUUGCGUGAGCUUGUUUCUGGGUCACUCCCCUCUUGGUCGGCCUCAGUCUCCCACACUGCUCCGGCACACGCUCUCUCAUCUGGCUAAGGUCUUUAAAAAUUACAAAGCCGCAGAGGUUUUGAGUGGGUGCAGCAGGGUCACAACUCACCAGCGGUUAGAUUUUGAAGCUUGAGCCCCUCACAAGAUGAAAUCGAGCCUGCUCAACGUCAUCCUCGAAAAUCUCUUCAGUUGCCAGUAAAGUUCUCGAUACAGUCUCAUAUUCAGAAUGCCUGGAGAGCCAUACAUGGCUAUGAAUAUUUUAUGAGUGUAGUAAGUACGUUAUGUAAUAUAAGUUACAUGCCAACAGUAGACUUUUAUAGCAUCAGUAAUUAAACUAUUUAAAUGUGUCUCCUUUUUGCCAAUAGGUAUGGUUAAAUUUAUGUAAACUUAUUGCUGAUCCCGUAAGAUAGAUCUAGAGUGUAAGCUCUACAAAGGCAGAGAUUUUUAUCUGGUUUGUUCAUGGAUAUGUCCCUGGAGCCUGGCACAGGGCGUGGCACGCACCCUAAGAAAACAGAGAAAUCGGCUUUCAAGUUCAAGGAUUGUCAUAUAACAGUUGGAGUUCCACUGGCCUAGAGGCUGCAGACUUAUGAAGACAGCGUGUGUCUGAGGUGUGCGGGCUGUCCGACUCAGUCUGUGACGUGGGCCAGGACCAUGAGAUGGGAUGGUUCCAGAAAGUCAGGUCAACAACACACAUGUAAAAUCCUAUUAUAGCAUGAAAAUUGGGUCAUUCAUGUUCUUCCUUGUGCCCUGAUAAUCAUAAGCCAGUUAAAGCUGUUCUCUCAGAGUAUUAUCUAGGGAAAUAAAAGCUCUCUCUUGUA